AUGGGCCUCAUAUACGCUUCCGCUCAAAUCACGCUUGUUGGAGCCGCAGGCGAAGAUUGCACGUACGGUUCACCCGGUGUAGGACGAGAACGCAACUUCACUGAAAUAUCCACGAAACUUGGCUCUACUAUUUGGACACUUGAGUUGGUCUCAGCCGCUUCUCGUAUCAGACGCUCCAAAUGGUCUACUCGUGCAUGGACCCUGCAAGAAGGUUAUCUCACUGGAAGAGGCUUAUGUUUCACUGAUUACGAGAUUUUGUUCGUUUGUAAGAAGUCUGCAGAAUAG
Molecule: messenger RNA, 285 nt
Organism: Alternaria rosae
Lineage: Eukaryota; Fungi; Ascomycota; Dothideomycetes; Pleosporales; Pleosporaceae
Exons: 2
Coding region: 1-285 (94 amino acids)
Source: RefSeq, a predicted model, not a curated record